UCUUCUCCUCUCUUCUCCCCCAAAUCCCACGCCCCACCAAACCAAACCAAACCAAAUCCCCCACCUCCUCCUCCAUUUCCACCCGCAGCCCUAACCCUUGUAACCUCCCGAUGGCCGGAGGCGGCGGCGGCGCAGGCGCUGGCUCGUCGUCGGGCGGGUCGGGUUCCGGUGGCGGCGGGGGCGGAGGCGGUCGGGAGGGCGACUGGGACUGCGGCGGCUGCGGCAACCGCAACUACGCCUUCCGCUCUCUCUGCAACCGCUGCAAGCAGCCGCGCCUCCUCGUCGACCCCAACACCCCGCGCGACUCCAAGUGGCUACCCCGCGCCGGGGACUGGAUCUGCACCGGUUGCAGUAACAAUAAUUAUGCAUCCAGAAAGAACUGCAAAAAGUGUGGCCUGCCCAAGGAGGAAGCAGCAAUGCCAGCAUUGCAAAUGGCAGGGAUGGCAAUGCCAGCUUAUGCAACUUAUAUUGCAAGACUACAAAGCCUUGCUGCUUCUGCUUCUGCCUAUAAGAUGAACUUUGGGAUGGCUGCCAAUUCAUCUUUGCAGCAGCAACUACUUGCAAAUGCAAACUGGUCCUAUGGGUUGGCUGGUAGAUAUGGGAUGCAGUCUUCUGGUUGGCCAUUUGGAAACAACAACACAAAUCAGUUUCCAGGUGUCCCAAAGGACUGGCGUAAUGGAGACUGGCUCUGCAGCUGUGGAUUUCAUAAUUAUUCAUCUCGUACUCAGUGCAAAGAGUGUGGUGCACCUGUACCUUCAGGCAUUCCCUCCACAACAAUGAAAACUACAUCAGAUGCCUCUUCCACAUUAGGAACUAAGCGAUUGGCAUCAGAGGAACUCGCCAAUGACUGGGAUAAUAAAAGGCUAAAUCCAGGAAAUGACAAUUAUCCGCUCUCGACAGCAGGCACGAAUAAUUUGUUUUUGGGUAUUGAGCAAGGAGCUGGAAGCAGCAAUGGCCAGGCAGCCUUUUCCAACUUUGACAAUGGGAGCUCAAUAGCAUUACCAUCUGGGCAGGCAAUGUCUGGUCUUAUGGGAAAAGGGGCAAAAUGGCGCGACGGAGACUGGAUGUGCAGCAACUGCAACAAUCACAAUUAUGCAUCUCGUGCGUUCUGCAACAGGUGCAAAACGCAGAAAGAAUCAGCAGUUCACCCUGGUGUGCUAUAGCUUGCUUGCGCCUGAUCAUAGCGCUCUGAAUCAUUUUGAAAUUUCCAGGAUAUGUUACUGCCGGAUUCUAGCUCCUUUGCCAAGACUGCGGUUUAAGUUUUUUUGAUUCUGCAGUGCUCUUGCUGCUCCCAAAUGUGUCUCGGCAUUUGACUAGUGCUGGUUGAAGUUCCCGAUUUAUUUAUGGUAAGCGCUUGAAUAAAAUGUUUCCGGAAAGUACCAUUUACUAUCUGGAUUUUGGCAAAUAAUUGAGUUGUGUAAUGAGGCAAUGGUGAUAGACUGUAAUGUUGUGCUUUUAUCAUAACUGUGGGGUAUUAGUGCACCAAAUUAAAGUUGUGGUCAUUUUUACUUUCUCGUUGGGUUGGAAACGAAAACUAUACUCGUGUAACUUCGGCACAAUUAUUCUUUGUUUUGGACAUCUCCUGUUUGUGCUCC
Panicum hallii is the source of this 1595-nucleotide messenger RNA. RefSeq lists its product as uncharacterized. The coding region runs from base 111 to 1163 and encodes 350 amino acids. The record is from RefSeq and is a predicted model, not a curated record. The transcript is spliced from 7 exons. NCBI's taxonomy places the organism in Eukaryota, Viridiplantae, Streptophyta, Magnoliopsida, Poales, Poaceae. Gene Ontology annotation, cellular component: cytoplasm. Gene Ontology annotation, molecular function: mRNA binding.